AUGAGGCAACAAAAUGAUGAGCUCUAUGAAAGAUUGGACCAAUUGGAGAAUAGAGGUCAUGAUGAACAAGAAAAGAGGAGAAGAGGUAAUGACGGUGCUCCUAGACAAAACCGAAUUGAUGGAGUCAAAAUUUCUAUUCCUCCAUUCAAAGGAAGAAGUGACCCGGAAGCUUAUUUGGAGUGGGAGAUCAAAAUAGAGCAUAUUUUCACUUGUAAUACCUAUGAAGAGGCCCAAAAGAGAGCUAGGAAUGAGGAGCCAUUGGUGGAUACAUGGGUUGAAAUGAAAAGGAUCAUGAGGAAGAGAUAUGUGCCGACAAGCUAUUCUAGGGACUUAAAAUUCAAACUUCAAAAAUUGUCCCAAGGUAGCAAAGGCGUUGAGGAGUACUACAAGGAAAUGGAGGUGCUCAUGAUUCAAGCCAAGAUAGAAGAGGAUGAGGAGGUAACUAUGGCUAGAUUUCUUAGUGGUUUGAAUAAUGAUAUUCGUGAUAUUGUUGAACUGCAGGAAUUUGUUGAAAUGGAGGACUUGCUUCACAAAGCAAUCCAAGUGGAGCAACAAUUGAAAAGGAAAGGUGUGGCCAAAAGGAGCUCCACUAAUUUUGGUUUUUCUAGUUGGAAGGAUAAGGGAAAAGGGUCUGCCACUUCUAGUGCAGCACCUACACCAACAAAAACUCCUCUAAAAACUCAAGAGCAACCCUCUAAAAGGAGUCGGGAUGUGAAGUGCUUUAAGUGCCAAGGCUUAGGACACUAUGCAUAUGAGUGCCCUAACAAAAAAACCAUGAUUCUUAGAGAUGGAGAGUAUAUAAGUGAGUCCGAAAUUGAAGAGGAAGAGGAGAAUGAGGACGUGGAGGAGGAGGUGGAGAAAACACCAGAGGGAGACUUGUUGAUGAUAAGGCGGUUACUUGGUAGCCAAUUGAAGCCUUUGGAGGAGAGCCAAAGAGAAAACAUCUUCCAUACUAGAUGUUUGAUCAAUGGUAAACUUUGCAUGGUGAUCAUUGAUGGAGGGAGUUGCACCAAUGUGGCGAGUUCAAGACUUGUGUCUAAAUUGAAUUUAGUUACAAAGCCACAUCCUAGGCCAUAUAGGCUUCAAUGGCUUAGUGAGGAUGGAGAGGUGCAAGUAAGGAAGCAAGUAGAGUUGGAUAUUUCCAUUGGAAGAUACAAUGAUAAGGUGCUUUGUGAUGUUGUUCCUAUGGAGGCCAGCCACUUACUCUUGGGGAGACCAUGGCAAUUUGAUAAAAGAGCCAAUCAUGAUGGUUUCACCAACAAAAUCUCAUUCAUGCACCAAGACAAGAAGAUAGUGCUCAAACCUUUAAGUCCGCAAGAGGAAUUUGGAGAUGUGUUUCCAACAAGUGUACCAAGUGGGUUGCCACCAUUAAGAGGUAUUGAGCAUCAAAUUGAUCUCAUUCCAGGAGCUUCUUUGCCUAAUAGGCCAGCCUAUAGAAGCAACCCUCAAGAGACCAAGGAGAUCCAAAGACAAGUGGAUGAACUCAUUGGUAAGGGAUGGGUAAGAGAUAGCAUGAGUCCUUGUGCUGUCCCGGUAAUUUUGGUUCCUAAAAAGGAUGGGACAUGGCGCAUGUGUUCUGAUUGUAGAGCCCUUAAUAACAUCACCAUUAAAUAUAGGCAUCCUAUACCUAGGCUUGAUGAUUUGCUUGAUGAAUUGCAUGGAAAAUUUGUUGUGGUGUACUUUGAUGAUAUUCUUAUCUAUAGCACUUCACUUGAAUUGCAUGUUGAUCAUUUAAAAUCUGUCUUGUGUGUGCUUAGAGAAGAACAAUUGUAUGCCAAUCUUGAAAAAUGCAUCUUUUGUACUAACCAUGUUGUGUUUCUUGGUUUUGUUGUAAGUUCAAAAGGAGUACAAGUGGAUGAGGAAAAGGUUAGGGCUAUUCAAGAAUGGCCUACACCUAAGUCCGUGACCGAAGUGAGAAGUUUCCAUGGUUUAGCAAGUUUCUAUAGGAGAUUUGUGAAGGAUUUUAGCACAUUGGCAGCACCUCUAAAUGAAGUGCUUAAGAAAAAUGUUGGUUUCAAAUGGGGAGAGAAACAAGAAGAAGCUUUCAAAGCUCUUAAGCAAAAGAUAACUAAUGCCCCCAUACUUGCUUUGCCAAACUUUCAAAAAUGUUUUGAAAUUGAGUGUGAUGCUUCAAAUGUUGGGAUUGGGGCUGUGUUGUUGCAAGAAGGCCAUCCAAUUGCUUAUUUUAGUGAAAAGCUAAGUGGUCCUACCCUUAACUAUUCAACUUAUGAUAAAGAGUUGUAUGCCUUAGUGAGAGCUUUGAAAACAUGGCAACACUACCUUUAUCCCAAGGAAUUUGUUAUUCAUAGUGACCAUGAGUCCCUCAAAUAUAUCAAGGGACAAGGCAAGCUUAACAAAAGGCAUGCCAAGUGGGUGGAAUUUCUAGAGCAAUUCCCUUAUGUUAUCAAACAUAAAAGAGGAAAAGUUUUUAAGCAUAAAGAAGGUCAAGCAAAGGCGGACUAUGUGAAGAAGCUUCAUGAGAGAGUCAAAAAUCAAAUUGAGAGGAAAAAUGAAAGCUAUGCUAAACAAGCCAACAAAGGGAGAAAGAAGGUUAUCUUCGAACCCGGAGAUUGGGUUUGGGUGCACAUGAGAAAGGAAAGGUUUCCGGAACAAAGGAAGUCAAAGCUUCAACCAAGGGGAGAUGGUCCAUUCCAAGUGCUUGAAAGAAUCAAUGACAAUGCUUACAAAAUUGAGCUGCCGGGUGAGUACAAUGUUAGUUCCACCUUCAAUGUAUCUGACUUAUCUCUUUUUGAUGUAGAUGGAGAAUCCGAUUUGAGGACAAAUCCUUCUCAAGAGGGAGAGAAUGAUGAGGACAUGACCAUGA
Abrus precatorius (Indian licorice) is the source of this 2824-nucleotide messenger RNA. RefSeq lists its product as uncharacterized. NCBI's taxonomy places the organism in Eukaryota, Viridiplantae, Streptophyta, Magnoliopsida, Fabales, Fabaceae. Gene Ontology annotation, molecular function: nucleic acid binding; zinc ion binding. The annotation marks the transcript as partial. The transcript has 4 exons. The record is from RefSeq and is a predicted model, not a curated record.